ACGGUUGUGUUUGUACCAUGUGAGUUCUUCCAGGAUAAGCACUUGCUCUAGCCGGCCUGCAGGCCCUGGCUGGAAGCCCUGGAGCGGAGAAACGAAUAUUUUCGGGGGUCGUCGAGUCCCUUUGGCCGAGCUUUGCGCUCGUUCCGUAUUCACGAACGCGGAUAGGCCGAAAGCGUGCGCAGGCAGACGGCGCAGAGCACGCAAAGCCUCGCUGAAAACGCUGCGAGCCCCGGCUGAUAUGAGCGCCUGUGGUCAUUACACACGUUUGGAGAUUAUUUGACCUGCAGAGUCUUGUUCGGAGGACCACCGGCUGAGCUGCCGUAAAGGCUCCAAGGGAAGAUGGUGAGGUUGGACCUGGGAAAUGUAGUGCUCCGGCGGAUGAAGGAGGAGGACGUUGAGGCUGUUAAGGCCCUCAUAAAGGAGGGAUGCGAAGGGACAGAGAACCGCCUCAUCCUUCACCUCCUCACUCGUCCGCUGGCACUGCUCAUGCUGGCCACGUUGUCCUCUGUUCUCCGCUUCUUGGUGCACUCCUUCAUCGUGGCCCUGCUAAUCCCGGUCUUCCUUUGCAUCGUCUACCUCAAGCUCACCAUCCCGCGCUACACGGGCAUCUUAGGCUCCACUAGGCCGUACUGGGACUACUUGGGCAGCUGUUAUCGUGCCGGUUCUGAGCCGGAUCUGCCCAACCCACAUGCCGGCAAAGGCAAGCUACUCAUCAACCAGGACAAGGCUAAACGUCGCAAGAAGGCCAAAGAGCAAGAGAGAGGGAAGACGAAGGAGGAGAAGGUGGAUGAAGAUGACUUGAAGGAGAGGGCCCGGGUGGCAGGGGAGGUGUGGGUUGCAGACUGUGAGGAUGAAGUGCUAGGCUGCGUGGCCCGUGACGGUUGGAGCCGGGAUGGGGUUUAUCGCAUUUGCAGGCUGGUGGUGCAGAGCUGGUACAGGCGAGAAGGUCUUGGAAGGCUGCUGGUCCAAAGCCUGGAGGCCAAAGCCAGGCAAAGUGGCAUUGCCAGGGUUUACGCUCACGUACCCUUCCCUUCCAAAGUCGGAGAGGCAUUCUUCAGGAAACUGGGCUACCGGCUACAAGGCGAGACAGCUGGAGUUCAAGAUGAGGAGGAGGAGGAGGAUGAUUACGAAGAGCCAGAGAAAGGCUGGCUGGGGUUCCCAGUGACUAAAGUGUUUGUUAAAGACUUGUGAGCGUGAUGGUAAUGGAAGGGAGUUGUUUACCGUAACUACAAUAUUUGUCUGAAAUUAUACAAUAAGCGCAUACUUUGGGAUGUUACUAAGAUUAUUUCCAAAAUCCAGUAAAAACAA
Pygocentrus nattereri (red-bellied piranha) is the source of this 1308-nucleotide messenger RNA. RefSeq names its product N-acetyltransferase 14 (GCN5-related, putative) (gene nat14). The record is from RefSeq and is a predicted model, not a curated record. Gene Ontology annotation, molecular function: N-acetyltransferase activity. Lineage: Eukaryota; Metazoa; Chordata; Actinopteri; Characiformes; Serrasalmidae. The transcript has 3 exons. Bases 340 to 1191 code for a protein of 283 amino acids.